Paramecium sonneborni is the source of this 672-nucleotide messenger RNA. The record is from the annotation of a GenBank genome assembly. NCBI's taxonomy places the organism in Eukaryota, Ciliophora, Oligohymenophorea, Peniculida, Parameciidae.
AGAAAAUGUAUAAUUAUCAAUAAUAAACAGGUCCAGGAAGAUUGAUUUUCAAUAAUCUCAGACCUUUGGCUGCUGUCAAGAUUUUGGAGCAAACAAAAUAAAAAUCGAUAAUAUAUCCUUUAAGAAAACCCAAGCCACCUCCUCCUUAAAACCCAAUGUUUAGAAAUCAACCUUCAAAAGGAGAAUUGUUUUUUGAUCCUAUCAAUCAUGAAGGAGGAUAACCUUUAUGCACUUUGUCUAUGGCAGAUUAUAAAGAAGAUGGAACUUGUCCAAAUUGCAAUAAAAAAUGUAAUAGUUGGUAUAAUUUUAUAAGUCAACAUAAAUUAAUGGUAUUAUGACCUCACUCUGGCCAUGAUUAUAAUGCAAUUCAGAAACAAUUAAAACAAAAGAGACAUAAUAGAAUGUGUCAAAUAUUAUGAUGAUGGAGAAUAUGAAAUACUCUAUACUGACUAUCAAGAAGCAAUAGAGACUGAUCAAUAUUUGAACAAUGAUCCAAUUAUUGAUGAAUUGAUUAAUGUCUAAAGAGAAAUCUUAUAAAGAGUUGGAAACAAUCAGAACGUCAUUCUAGAACAAAGCCCAGAUCUUAUUGAGAAUUUUACAAAAAUCAUUGAGAGUGCUUUAUAAUAAUGAUACACAUUACCCGAAAUCAAUUAAAUUUAUCAAACAUUAUCC